AUGUCUGCUGAACAAGCCCCAGUUGAAGUCCCUGCCGACGCUGCUCCAGUUGCUGAGGCUGCGCCAGCCGAGCCAACUGUCUAUUACACGUUGGAGUCAUGUGAUGGAGAUGAAGUGAAGAUCUCGUCUGAGGCCGUCAAACAAUCGAAAACUCUCAAUGAUCUUGUGUCAAAUCUUCAUGGAGGAGCUGAAAUGAAUGAGUCUAUUCCAAUGGACAACAUCAAAAAACCCGCUCUCGUCAAAGUUGUCGAAUUUUGUGAGCAUCACAAAGGGGAGCCGAUCCCAGUUGACGACGACACUGUCCCAAAGAAUGUGACUAUCCCAGAAUGGGACGAGGAGUUCCUCAAGAUCGAUAAUGAUGAGCUCUUCCAUCUGAUUCUUGCUGCCAACUAUUUGGAUAUCAAGCAACUCAUGAACUAUGCUUGCAAGAAAGUUGCUCUUAUGGCCAAGGGAAAGUCUCCAGAAGAGCUUCGUGUCAUCUACGGCAUUCCAACUGACGAGGAAGAUGAGGCUGCUGAGAAGGCUGCUGCUGAGAAGAAGAAGGCCAAGGAGGCUGAAAAAGCUGCUGCUGCUGCUGCUGGAGAGGCCGGACCAUCUGCUGCCGGAGCUGAAGCUGCUGCUGGUGCCGGGGAUGCUGCUGCUGCUAGCUGA
Messenger RNA from Caenorhabditis remanei, 651 nucleotides. RefSeq lists its product as uncharacterized. Gene Ontology annotation, molecular function: cullin family protein binding. NCBI's taxonomy places the organism in Eukaryota, Metazoa, Nematoda, Chromadorea, Rhabditida, Rhabditidae. Gene Ontology annotation, biological process: SCF-dependent proteasomal ubiquitin-dependent protein catabolic process. The transcript has a single exon. Bases 1 to 651 code for a protein of 216 amino acids. Gene Ontology annotation, cellular component: cytoplasm; nucleus. The record is from RefSeq and is a predicted model, not a curated record.